CGCCCCUAGUAAUUCAUGUUUUUAGAUUACUAACAAUAACAAUAUGGCGUCUAACAGGAGAACUUCGCGAUCACGAAGUUCACCAUCAUUUUCUUCUAAAAGAAAAAAGCUAAACAGUCCAUUGGUGCCUAAAUUGCUAGAACCAGAACAAGAGGAUGGAGAAACUGUGACAGUAGCAGAUGUUGAUGAUGGAGAAAAUUUGACAGUAGCAGAUGUGGAUGAUGGAGAAAAUUUGCUAAUAACAAAUGUGGAUGAUGUAGAAAGUUUGACAGUAGCGGAUGUGGACGAUGGAGAAAAUUUGACAAUAGCAGAUGUAGAUGAUGGAGAAAAUUUGACAAUAGCAGAUGUGGAUGAAUCUGAAAUAGCUGAAGAGAUAGUUGUGACAGUUGAUGUGACUACCUCCAAUGAGGAUGUCACACAUACAUCAGAUAGUUUAAAUGAUUCCUUGGCAACUAUACAGACAACUGUCACGGUCCCAGGUGGCCAGGUAGUAACUGAAGACACAACUGAGUCAGAUAGACCCAGCUCCGCAUUUGUUUUUAAAGAUUCUAAUUUUGUUCAUUCUAGUAAAGGCAUUGCUGGAAAUAAAAGGACAAGGGUGUGGAAAAAUCUGAAGCAAAUAGUUGCAGCAGAGAGGGCGCUGCAGUGGGGACCAGAUGAUGUCACUUAUGGUUCAAUUGAUGCGCCUCCAUCUUUUCGACCUGCUAAAAAGUAUUCAGACAUUUCAGGGCUUGAGGCAAAAUAUACAGACCCACGCACAAAAAUGCGGUAUGCUAAUUCAGACGAGUACAGGAGGGUCCAUUUAUUACCUAAUGAUAUCAUAACUGGAUGUUUGCAACUUCGUAAAGCUAAUACUCUAAUGCCUUGAGUUAUAAUAUGUUAUGUUUUUAUUAAAAAAUACUU
This is a messenger RNA of Physella acuta, 903 nucleotides long. RefSeq lists its product as uncharacterized. NCBI's taxonomy places the organism in Eukaryota, Metazoa, Mollusca, Gastropoda, Physidae. Gene Ontology annotation, biological process: chromatin remodeling. Gene Ontology annotation, cellular component: Ino80 complex. The record is from RefSeq and is a predicted model, not a curated record.